Messenger RNA from Paralichthys olivaceus (Japanese flounder), 1443 nucleotides. Its product is annotated as lysophosphatidic acid receptor 6. Lineage: Eukaryota; Metazoa; Chordata; Actinopteri; Pleuronectiformes; Paralichthyidae. Gene Ontology annotation, biological process: positive regulation of Rho protein signal transduction; phospholipase C-activating G protein-coupled receptor signaling pathway. Gene Ontology annotation, cellular component: plasma membrane. The record is from RefSeq and is a predicted model, not a curated record. Gene Ontology annotation, molecular function: lysophosphatidic acid receptor activity.
AGUGGUGCAUUCACCACUGCAUCCUUAUAUCCCAUAAAAUGGGGGACAUUUUGAGUUUAUUUAGCUUUUAUUGCUACAGCAGAUGCUACUGAACAUGCUCCUAACUUGAGUUUAUGUUCACAUCAGAUAUGAGAGCGACACAAUGACCUAAAGUUCGGAGGCAGAAAAUAAUUUUCGGACAUGGACCAGUGGAAUAUGAGCGAUGCUCCAGUCAAGUCAUUCUCACCUUUGUCUAACUGCACCAUGGACACCAGCUACCGCUUUACUUUCUACCAAGUGUCCUACAGUGUCAUCUUCCUGCUGGGGUUGGCCACCAACAGCCUGGCUCUGCGCAGACUCUGUCUAUCACCCUUCACCAUCAACAGCACAGCCAUCUACAUGGUCAGCCUGUCAACUGCCGACUUGUUUUUUGUCAUCUCCCUUCCUCUGAGAAUCUACUACUAUUACCAUAAGGCUCAAGCCUUGUCCUCCAUCACAGGAGACCUGUCCAGCUGGACUCCCGGGGCGGCAUACUGCCAUUUUACUUUUACCCUCAAAUACAUCAGCCUGUACGGGGGCAUCUUCUUCCUGGUGUGCAUUGCUGUGGACCGUUACUUUGCUGUGGUGCACCCUCUUGCACCAUCAGUCCGCAGGCUGCGUGUUGCGCAGCUGGUAAGUGGGGGGAUCUGGUGCCUAGUGCUGGGGCUAAGUGUGAGUCUGUCUCUGCUGCGAUCUGCAGCUGCUCACCAACACCAGCCCUGUCUGUUGGACCCGACCUCUCAGCACCACCGCACCAUCAUACUGGCGGUCCUCUGCAUAGUGCUGGGCUUAUUUCUGCUUCCCACUGUGCUGCUUCUCUACAGUUACUGCAGAGUGCUGAGCGUGCUGAGCCACCCAAGACACCGCUCUCGUAGUCAGCACCACAGCCGCAAACACACUCUCACAGUCAUUUACUGGGUUCUGGCCAUCUUUCUCUUGUGCUUCCUCCCUUAUCACAUCAACCUGCUGGUAUACACACUCACUCAUUUAGGGCUGCUGUCCCAUUGUGGCCUGGCCAAAGUGACCAAGGCUGUGCACCCUGUGAUGCUGUCACUAGCCAGCUCAAACUGCUGCCUUAACCCACUCAUCUACUAUUUCUCCAGCAGCCUGGUGCACAGGGAGACGCCUGGUGGUGGGGGCAGUGGCAGUCUGUGACAUAGAUCGUUUCAAGCACUGAAAAUUACAAUUUUAAAAAAGCACAAGGGUUGUUUGAUUGAAAUGAUUUACGCAAGUUACCGGUACUUAAUCUAUUUACAUAAAGUAUUCAGUUCCUCAUACUGUGUCCACUAGUUUGUAGUAGAUGACAACACAAAAUAGGUUAUCAGCAUUUAGCAUGUAUUGCAAUAGAUUUAACAAGUUUUGUGUGUCACUCUGGAGCAGGUUCCAGAGGAUCUGGUUCAGUGCCAUACUAAAAUGUAUUGUCAG